Messenger RNA from Tupaia belangeri chinensis (Chinese tree shrew), 1340 nucleotides. It is a transcript of the gene CCNH, whose product is annotated as cyclin H. The transcript is spliced from 9 exons. The coding region runs from base 196 to 1167 and encodes 323 amino acids. Gene Ontology annotation, cellular component: transcription factor TFIIK complex. NCBI's taxonomy places the organism in Eukaryota, Metazoa, Chordata, Mammalia, Scandentia, Tupaiidae. Gene Ontology annotation, biological process: DNA-templated transcription; regulation of transcription by RNA polymerase II. Gene Ontology annotation, molecular function: cyclin-dependent protein serine/threonine kinase regulator activity. The record is from RefSeq and is a predicted model, not a curated record.
CGAGCCCGACCUGCCCGGGAGCUUUCCCCUCAGGUCCGCUCCGGAAACGCGACGGCGGACGGCGCGGCACGUGAGCGUGACGUCAGCGUGCCCGCGCCGGACCCGAGGAUCCACUGAGUGGCGUAGCAGGGCCGUGCGCGGUCUUGCUACGUCUGUGGUGUUCCUGUGCAGGCUCUCCGGGUCUCGGACUCCACGAUGUACCACAACAGUAGCCAGAAGCGGCACUGGACCUUCGCCAGUGAGGAGCAGCUGGCACGGCUGCGAGCGGACGCCAACCGCAAAUUCAAAUGCAAAGCGGUGGCGAACGGGAAGGUUCUUCCAAAUGAUCCAGUCUUUCUUGAACCUCAUGAAGAAAUGACACUCUGCAAAUACUAUGAAAAAAGAUUACUGGAAUUCUGCUCAGUGUUUAAGCCAGCAAUGCCCAGGUCUGUUGUGGGUACAGCUUGUAUGUAUUUCAAGCGCUUUUAUCUCAAUAACUCAGUAAUGGAAUAUCAUCCCCGGAUAAUAAUGCUCACGUGUGCAUUUUUGGCCUGCAAAGUAGAUGAAUUUAAUGUCUCUAGUCCUCAGUUUGUUGGAAAUCUUCGGGAGAGCCCUCUUGGACAGGAGAAGGCCCUUGAACAGAUUUUGGAAUAUGAACUACUACUUAUACAGCAACUUAAUUUCCACCUUAUUGUCCACAAUCCUUAUAGACCAUUUGAGGGCUUCCUCAUUGAUUUGAAGACUCGCUAUCCCAUGUUGGAGAAUCCAGAGAUUUUGAGAAAAACAGCUGAUGACUUUCUUAAUAGAAUUGCAUUGACGGAUGCUUACCUUUUAUACACACCUUCCCAAAUUGCCCUCACUGCUAUUUUAUCUAGUGCCUCCCGGGCUGGAAUUACUAUGGAAAGUUACUUAUCAGAGAGUCUGAUGCUCAGAGAGAACAGAACUUGCUUGUCACAGUUACUAGAUAUAAUGAAAAGCAUGAGAAACUUAGUAAAAAAGUAUGAACCACCCAGAUCUGAAGACGUUACUAUACUAAAACAGAAGUUGGAGCGGUGUCAUUCUGCUGAGCUUGCACUUAACAUAAUUACGAAAAAGAGGAAAGGCUAUGAAGAUGAUGAUUAUGUCUCAAAGAAAUCCAAACAUGAAGAGGAAGAAUGGACUGAUGACGACCUGGUAGAUUCUCUCUAACUAUUUGAAAUUGAUCUGCCAAUGCUAACUAAUCAACAGAAUAGGAAACAUGUCUGGUAUUUAAUUUUAUUUAGAAAGUAUAAUAUAAAUACAUCAAAAUAUAUAUUAAACUUUUCUACUUGUUAAAGUAUUUUCCUUUCAUGAUAGCUUUAUAUAAAAUAUCUUCAAAGGAA